Molecule: messenger RNA, 672 nt
Organism: Entrophospora sp. SA101
Lineage: Eukaryota; Fungi; Glomeromycota; Glomeromycetes; Entrophosporales; Entrophosporaceae
Source: the annotation of a GenBank genome assembly
AUGAAAGAACUUUUAGCAAACCAAUUUUCUAAUAUUUAUCCAGGUGCCAGUGAAAAAUUUCUUGCAUCAGAAAGUUGGUUCUAUCGCUUUCUUAGAAGGUAUGAUUUUGCAAUGAGACAUAAAACAAAGAUUGGUCAGAAGCUUCCCGCUCACCUUGACAUCAAACUUCUCGAAUUUCAACAAUUUAUUAUAAAAAAACAAAAACAAUUUGAAUACGAACUUUCAGAAAUUGGAAAUAUGGAUGAAACUCCUGUUUAUUUUGAUAUGGUUGGAAAUUUAACAAUUGAUAAACAUGGUGCAAAAACUGUGCAAGUUCGAACAACUGGAAAUGAUAAAAACCGUUUUACAUGUGUCCUUACAAUUCUUGCAGAUGGUACAAAAUUACCACCAAUUGUUAUUUUCAAAGGUAAACGAAUGCCAAAGAAUUUACCUUCUCAAAUCAUUGUACUAAUGCACCCAAAAGGAUGGAUGGAUGAAAUUGGAAUGAAAGCUUGGUUUGAUAAGGUAUAUACUACAUAUAAACAAGAAGGUUACUCAAGGCCAGUAUCCAAGGGUUUAAACCCCCAAAAACCUGAAUUACAUAAUGUAAUGGAAGAUGUAGUUGAAAGAAUGACAUCAAUUAUAGAAGAAGCAUCACAGCUUCCACAAGCACUAAUUAUAUAUCGUGUUUAA